AUGGAUGAAGGCAACAUCAAGACCAUUGCUGUAAUUACGUCAGUGGCCAUGUGGAGAGAGAACGUGGGCGAGGCUCAGGUUCAAAGCGCGGCCGCGCCUGGCUCUAAGGCACGCCCAGCGAGCGGGGAGAGCCGGCCGCGGAGGGGUCCCCGAGGGCCACCUCGGGCGCUGCCUGGAGAAGACGGGGGUGCGGGAGCAAGUUCAAAGCGCGCCCCGCCCGCCUGCAGCGCCCGGCGCGGCGCGCGAAGCCGGGCGGGGCGGGAGGCGGGGCGGCGCGCGGUUGCUAAGCCGGCGCCCCCGGAGACGUUCCCCGUGGCUGUCGCCCCGCACGGCGCGGGGCGGGCGGCGGGAGCCAACGAGCAGAGAGCGCGGCGCGCCUUCCUCGCCGCUCGCGCCGCGCCCGCCCCGCCGUCGAGCCGCGACCCCGCGCCGUGCAGCCCCGCGCCCCGCUCCCGGGCCUCCGCGCCAUGCCCGCCGCCGCGCCCACCCCGCGCCCGCCGCCGCCCCCCGGCCGGCCCGCCCCGGGUAAGUGCCGCGCUGUCCCGCGCCCACCGGGUCGGGGCCGCCGCCGGGGUGGGGGGAGCCCUUCUGUGUCCCGGACUCGAGACCCCGCUCCGUGCGCGAGGGGCCGGCCUGGGAAACGCGGGGGCAUCCUGCGAGGUGCGGGUGCGGCUGCCGGUGAGGGAAGGAGCCCGCGAGGGCGCAGGCCUAAAGUGGAAAACAUUUGAGAAAAUCGCUGAUGGUUUUGAGAUUGAAGCUGUCAUCCUAUAUUACGUGAGCUUAGUGAUCUGCCUUCAGUUUUUAAGAGCACCAACGAUUCACUUUCCACUCUGUGUUUUUGGACAGAGAAGCUCAAAAUUCUCCGAGGAGAGAGCAGGCGUGGUGCCGGUUAAAUGGUCUCUAGGUUUGGUGAAGGUCAAAGGGCCCGUUGGACCCAUUAGACUAAUACCGGGUUGUCCUUUCCCCCCCGCAGGACAUCAAGGUCUCUGUGAACAUUCUCUGAAAUGUUUAAGCUCGAGAAUCACAGAGCGGAAGCUACAGGGCACGUGGCUGCCUGCUGGCCGAGGGAGCCUGGAGAAACCAUUCCUGGGGCUGCGAGGCUCCGUGGUACCCAUGUUCAGCCCCCAGAGUGGCCUUCACCCUGCCCAUGCUGAGAGCAGCCCACUGAAGCCCAGGGUCGUGACUGUGGUCAAGCUGGGCGGGCACCCCCUCCGAAAGAUCACACUGCUUCUCAACAGACGGUCGGUGCAGACCUUCGAGCAGCUCUUGGCCGACAUCUCGGAGGCCCUGGGCUUUCCCAGAUGGAAGAGUGACCGCGUGAGGAAGCUAUUCAACCUCAAGGGCAGGGAAAUCAGGAGCGUGUCUGAUUUCUUCAGGGAAGGGGAUGCUUUCAUAGCCGUGGGCAAAGAGCCACUGACACUGAAGAACAUCCAGGUGGCUAUCGAGGAACUGUACCCCAGCAAAGCCCGGGCCCUGACCUUGACCCAGCACAGCCGGGUCCCGUCUCCAAGGCUGAGAAGCAGGUUUUAUAGUAAGGCUCUGAAAGGGGGUCACCACUGUGGGGAGACCGAGACCAUCAAGGGCGGCGGUGAGGCUGCCCAGUCUCCAGCUGCCAUCAGACAUCCGGGGAAGACCCCCGUGGAGGACAGGGCAAGGGCCCAGAAGAAGUGGAUGAGGGGCACGAGGGUGCCUGAAUCCGGCAGCAAGGCGCCCAGGGAUGCCACCCUGGAGAGGCAUGCCAGCGGAGAGAAGCACCUGGGGGUGGAGAUCGAAAAGACGUCGGGGGAAAUAAUCAGGUGCGAGAAGUGUAAGCGGGAGAGAGAGCUCCAACAGAGCCUGCAGCGGGAGCGGCUCUCUGUGGGCACCAGCGAGCUGGACCUGGGCAGGUGCCCCCGCUACGACGCGCAGAGGCUGGUGAGGACCAGGAGCUGCAGGAGGUCCCCGGAGGAGAAGCCCCAGGGUGGGGAGGAAGCUUGGAAGGAGGGCCCCUGGAGCAGUCCUGGGCACCCCCCUCAGGAGCCGAGGAGACCCAGCAAAAGCGCCGACAAGAAAGAGGACAGAGACCCCAGAGACCAGGAAGGUCAUCCCCCAGUAGCAGCCAAGGCCAAGAGGGACGUCGUCGGGGAAGCCCAGCCCAGCAGAGAGGAGAAAGACAGCAGGACCGCAGGCAGGGGCAAGCAGGGAGGCUGGCUGCGGAGGGAGCAUCCUGCCGACCUCGACCCCGAGAAGCUCCCCAGGGCCAGAGGGGACGCGCGGGAGGCGGAGAAGGAGAAAAAGCCGGGUGCGUCCGGAGGGAGGAGGACGGUUUCCCGAGAUGAGCCGCCGCCGGCCGGGGUAGACAAGGAGCCCAAGACGAGGCCGGAGGAGAGCAAGGCGGAGCGGCCGGGCGGCAGGAGGCGGCGGCCCGCGGGCAUCCUGGUGGCCGACGUGCGGAAGCAGUACGAGCCGGGCCGCGUGAUCGGGGACGGGAACUUCGCGGUGGUGAAGGAGUGCAGGCACCGCGUCACCCGGCAGGCCUACGCCAUGAAGAUCAUCGACAAGGCCAAGCUCAAGGGGAAGGAGGACAUGGUCGACAGCGAGAUCCUGAUCAUCCAGAGCCUCUCUCACCCCAACAUCGUGAAACUGCACGAAGUGUAUGAAACGGACGCGGAGAUAUACCUGAUCAUGGAGUACGUGCAGGGAGGGGACCUUUUCGAUGCCAUCGUGGAAAGUGUGAAGUUCCCGGAGCGCGCCGCCGCCCUCAUGCUCAUGGACUUGUGCAAGGCGCUCGUGCACAUGCACGAGAAGAGCAUAGUCCACCGGGACCUCAAGCCAGAAAACCUGCUGGUUCAGCGAAAUGAGGACAAAUCUACCACCUUGAAACUGGCUGAUUUUGGCCUUGCAAAGCGUGUGAUGAGACCUAUAUUUACCGUGUGUGGGACUCCAACUUAUGUAGCUCCUGAAAUUCUUUCUGAGAAAGGCUACGGGCUGGAGGUGGACAUGUGGGCCGCGGGUGUGAUCCUCUACAUCCUCCUGUGUGGCUUCCCCCCGUUCCGCAGCCCAGAGAGGGACCAGGACGAGCUCUUCAACAUCAUCCAGCUGGGCCACUUCGAGUUCCUGGCUCCUUACUGGGACAACAUCUCUGACGCUGCCAAAGAUCUGGUAAGCCGGUUGCUGGUGGUGGACCCCAAAAAGCGCUACACGGCCCACCAGGUCCUUCAGCAUCCCUGGAUUGAAACUGCUGGAAAGACCCGCAGGGCGAACCUACAAAAGGAGGGGCCCCCCAGCAGCGAGGACCACUUCCGGGGCCACAACUCUCGGGCUGCAGAGCAGACGUCAUAGUCACAGCCUCAGCGUCUGCUCAGCCCUCGGUUCUGCUCGGGGACAGAGAACAGGAUAGAUGUCGAGUAGAAAACCAGUGAAAAAGGCUUCCUCCCAUAACUGGAGAAUCAGGGGAAGGAGAGAAGACACUCAGUAUAUUUUAAAGCGUGUUUUAAAAAGUAAACUUGAGUCUUAAUGUUAAAUGUUGUAACAUAUUUUUAGAUUUUUAGAUUUGA
Molecule: messenger RNA, 3536 nt
Organism: Hippopotamus amphibius kiboko
Lineage: Eukaryota; Metazoa; Chordata; Mammalia; Artiodactyla; Hippopotamidae
Gene: DCLK3
Product: doublecortin like kinase 3
Exons: 8
Coding region: 1-3321 (1106 amino acids)
Biological process (GO): protein phosphorylation; intracellular signal transduction
Molecular function (GO): ATP binding; protein kinase activity
Source: RefSeq, a predicted model, not a curated record